Exophiala aquamarina CBS 119918 is the source of this 1812-nucleotide messenger RNA. RefSeq lists its product as uncharacterized. The transcript has a single exon. The record is from RefSeq and is a predicted model, not a curated record. NCBI's taxonomy places the organism in Eukaryota, Fungi, Ascomycota, Eurotiomycetes, Chaetothyriales, Herpotrichiellaceae. Bases 1 to 1812 code for a protein of 603 amino acids. Gene Ontology annotation, molecular function: zinc ion binding; DNA-binding transcription factor activity, RNA polymerase II-specific. Gene Ontology annotation, biological process: regulation of DNA-templated transcription.
AUGGAGGCCGAGGCCCUGACAACUGAUGUCGAAGCAAGGAGAGCACCCACCUCUCGACAGUCAAAAGCCCCAUCCCCUAUGAACCUGUCCUACAAAGGUCGUGUUCGUACAGGAUGCCUCGUCUGCAGAGCUCGGAAGGUGAAAUGCGACGAGCAACGGCCAACUUGUCGAAAAUGCCUCCGCCUGAAAAGGGCAUGCGUCUACAGGAUUCCGAGCAGAUGGGAACCGCCAAUAGAUUCGAACCUGGGACCGGAACAAUAUCCACAAAAUCCACACAGCACUGAGUUAGGCCCAGGUAACGUCUCGCCGCAAACAGAAUCCGGAGACUACGCCAAUCCUUCACAACAUGCCUUCAUAGGAGCGAGUUCCUACUCAGGUUCUCAAGAGAUCCCCAGUAUGUCCCAUCGCAUCGAACUAUCAGACCAUCAUCUUCCAGCAUCUGGUAAUUCCAACGAGUCGUCUCCCAACCCUCAUGCGCAUCACCUACGACACGAGCUGGGUCUCAAUACAUCCGAAAUCCCCACAGACCGAUUUCGGCAAACUUCUCAUCUUAUUUAUCUAAGCACCAUCGUGGAUUGGAUGGCAGCCUCCGAAAUGCCCAAUCCAUCCUCAUUCUCUUACUUUAUCGAAGUCGUGGACUGUCCUCUACUCUCACCCUUCGAUACCUUGAAUUGGACCAGGGUCAAACACCAUAUUGCUCUCCUGGGUUCCCACCAGACCUCAGUCGCCGAGUCAUUGCUGGCUGUUCAGGCUCUAUAUAGAGCUCAAGUGGACCGAUUGCCAAUGGCCCACGCCAUUUCAGUGUACCAAGCCGCCGUCAUCGGGUUUGAAUCGAUAUCAACCGACGAUGAAGUGGACUUUGAGAUAGUCUUGGUCGAUGCCUUCCUGAUUUGUCUCUGCGCCGUCACUUUACCGAAUGAGGAUGGCCCUCACCUCGCCGUAUUCGGAGGAGCUUUCGAGACAAGACUCGAAACGUGGUUGCUGAACAGGCCUCAGUCACCUAUUCCCUUACGAAUCUGUGCAUGGCUGCAGCUCCUCAACACGACCACCAAGCGGCCAGGCUCUGCUGGCCUGCUAUCCACGUCGGUGCCCAACCUUCUCUCCGACCACAUCAAGGAGGUCCCUAGCCUCUCGACACUUGAUCACGACGCGCACCCGGAACGCUACUUGUACGACGCUGUCGCCACACCUAUCUUCACUUUCUACUUGAAGCUCCAAACAAUGUCGAACCGAGUCGCAGAUGUUACACAUUACCGUCGAUCCCGGACCACACCCCAAGACCAGGAAGAGGUGACUGAGCUGAUGGCCGCUCUGAAGAAAGACCUGGCUUACCUAUGGGCGAAUCGGCCUGCCCCAAUGCAAUUACAACCGGACAAAGUUCGAGAGCAUUUCUCUGUGCAGAUUUCCGAUCCACUCAUUGCUCUUGCUGGACUGUGUAUCGCGGCGUUCCACGCGGAGGUCAUCGUAGUCGGCCGGAUCCUGGGGGAGCCUCCGCUUCCAUCGUCCGAGGCCAUGCAAGCUCUGGAGCAAAUCCGGGCUGUCGUCCAAGGUGACUGGAAUGUCUCUGCCGAUGGAGGACUCAAUCCAGGAUACGUUCGGCCCUUAUUUGUGUACGCCCUCGAAAGCUUCGAAAGGGAUGAUUCGCAGUGGGCAGUAGACCGGCUUAGGCAGAUCAAGCAUCCCAUCAGUAGAGGCAACUUUCUCGCUUCGUUUGUGGAGGCUCAUGGAGAGGCUCAGAGAGCUCAGAGUAGGAGGGUGACGAUGAAGUACUUUUGCUACAAGACAUUUGGCGUGCCGCUGCCGUUUAUGUAA